Messenger RNA from Haliotis rufescens (red abalone), 1346 nucleotides. RefSeq names its product N-acetylmuramoyl-L-alanine amidase-like. The record is from RefSeq and is a predicted model, not a curated record. Gene Ontology annotation, biological process: peptidoglycan catabolic process. The transcript is spliced from 8 exons. Gene Ontology annotation, molecular function: N-acetylmuramoyl-L-alanine amidase activity; zinc ion binding. Lineage: Eukaryota; Metazoa; Mollusca; Gastropoda; Lepetellida; Haliotidae. Bases 159 to 1193 code for a protein of 344 amino acids.
AGCCGAGCAUUUCCCUCCGACCUGAUUGUGAUCCAGGUGCUUUUUGUGCCAAUCCUUUCAGAAAUUAUCAGCACGAAUAUGUGUUAGAUCAGGGCCACACCCAACACUCUCUGAUAAGCCAGAUAGUUGUGUGCUGCCUUGGGUAGUAGACCAGAAAGAUGGUUGUUUUGCAAGUAUUCUUCUAUGCCAUAUUCCUCCAUAUCACGUCUGCGGAACGAUGCGCAUGCGCCACCGGAAAUGUUCAUAUGCGUGACGGCGCUGGCGUCACCCACAACGUUGUGGGCACGAUGACGCCAGGUGAGUGUGUCAGCUACAAGGGGGACAAGAUUCCCGUCGGCAGCAUGCAGUGGGCUCACGUCGAAUAUAAUGGAAACGACGCCUAUGUAGCUGUCAGUUGGCUCAAGUUCCAGGACUGCACGAUUCCACAUGUUUCAAGUCAGUGCGCAUGCGCCACCGGAAGCGUACAUGUACGAAGUGGAGCCGGAACUAGUCACGGUGUCAUCGGGACCUUGACCCCGAAUACCUGCUAUGCCUUCAAAGGCAAAACAACUCAUGUGGGUGGAUUAAACUGGGCCAAUAUUGACUACAACGGGAAGGAUGGCUGGGUGGCGGAUAGCUGGCUGGCCAUUGGGAGUUGCGCAGGAAACCACGGAACGACUUCGACCUCCAUUCAGCAACUACCCGGAUGUCCCCACAUAGUGUCACGGGCUGAGUGGGGCGCUAGAGCCCCGAAGGUGCAUAUCGGUAAUCUACCAGCCACGCCCCAGAACGUGUAUAUUCACCACGGGGCCUCCACCAGUUGCCAUGAUGAGUCGACCUGCAAGUCCAUUAUGAGGUCCUAUCAGAACUACCACAUGGAUGGACAUGGCUGGGACGAUAUCGGCUACACUUUCGUCAUCGGUGAAGACGGAAAUGUGUAUGAAUCUCGAGGCUGGGACAAGAUUGGAACCCACACCCUGAACCACAACUACGACGGCCUAGGGUUCUGUGUAAUUGGAGAUUUCACUGAUCACAUUCCAAAUGCGGAUGCGCUCAACGCUUUAAAGCAGCUAAUCAAGUGCGGCGUAGACAACGGCAAAAUCCGCACCGACUAUGUGAUCUACGGCCACCGUGACGUCAGACAAACAGCCUGCCCUGGUCAGAAGUUUUAUGACCUCAUUCAGACCUGGCCGCAUUACAAGUCUCCUCACUGAUGUGUGUGCGAAUAAAGUCAGUGAUAAAACCUCAGCACAUGAAGCUGAUGGCUUCCUUGUGUUAUUAGUUAAAGCUAAAACGCAUCUAAGUUUUCGAAUUUUAUUAAUGUACGCCACUAGGGUGACUGUUAAUAAUAAAGCGUCACAACGUUU